CUACUUUCUCUAGAAUGGGAAGAGAGAGACUCCUUUCUUCUCGUACUUGUAAUUCCGGAUGGUGAAUGGUAAUUUUGUAUUGUGACGACAGACUACAUUAGAAAUACGCAACUUCUGUCUGUAAGAUUAUCAGAAGUGACGGAAGUUGCCGAUUUACGGGAUCGAUUUCACUUAUUCUUGUACAGUUUGCAGCAUUUUAUCCGAAAAACAAAUAAUUCUACGGCAUAUUUUCUCUGGUGUGUGACUUCACUUAUCGCUAAUUCGAUUAGGUUUUUCGUUUUAUCUAUCUUUUCCUGUCUGGGAACGACCACUUACUUAUUAUUACUAAGUAUUAACUGAGCUUGGAGAAAGAGAUAAGUAAAAAAUAAUGGUCAAAUUCCAAAGGACAUUAUACUAAAUUAUCUAUCGAGAUAAAUUAUUGCAAGUGGUGCCAAAACUAUAUGAUGGAAGCCAAAUCCUAGCUGUAUAGGAACAAUUAUGAAAACUAGAAGCUACCCGUAUCUGUCUGUUUUGUUUGUUGUUUGUUACGUUACGGCGGAGAAUUUCACUUUAAAUGGAAGAGUGGUACCUGAUCCGGAGAUCUAUAAGUAUCAUUAUAAACCUAAUAAGGACGAAAUAAUCAUCAGAGAAUACGUGUUGAUGGAGACUCGUUCGCGGAGUGCGCUUCUCUGUCCCAAAGAUUAUAGUAUCAAAGAUUUAAGUAUGAUGCUAAUUGUUGGAAACAAUUCCAAUUCUACAUUAAAAAAUAAAGAAUGGGCAGAGCAUCCUCAAAUUCUUACAGACAGAGAUGAAAAAAAAGAGGUAGCGUGUCCGACUUUGAGCAGAUGCAUUUCGUUUCAAGCCUGUUUGUUUGCAUUUGGAAUUGAAUUUUGCAACAGAGAUCCCGCACCGGGUAUCAGGAAAAUAUUAAAUGUUAAUAUCACCUGUCAGAAAUCGUGGAAUGAAAAUGAAGUUAUAUUUUUGCACUACGUAAAACCAAACGAACGUCGGAUCGAUCUUUCCGAUAUCGAAAUAGAAGAAACGAUACAAGACGCUACGUCGGUAUUUAACAUAGAAUGCCCUUCGCUUAAGAAAGCCAUAAGAAUGAACUAUGGUGGCUACUGUAAUAAAGAACCUCCUCCACCCACUCUUAUUAGUGAAUAUUUAUGGAAAGUAUUAGGAAGAGUAUGGAACAAGGACUGUCGAGAAAAAAUCAAACAAGUUUAUUGCGCUUACCAAUAUAACAGACAAGGUUCGUGCGUACCGCCAUUUUAUCUGCAAAAUAUGAAAUUUGGGAAAGUUAUGUUCAAUAAUUUGUCACUUCCAAUUCAUCAGAUUCUUCAUGAUUCUUCAAAACUGAAAGAAUUAUCGACAAAUGAAAAUCGCGAUUUGAUACCCGCUCGGCUUGCUUUCUUAAUACUCGUUCACGAGGAUGUCGACGCUGUGAUGCAACUUCUUAUACUGAUUUACAGGCCGUACUUCUUUUAUGUCGUUCACGUCGAUAGCAAUUCCGAACAUACAAGAGAAAGACUUGGUGAAGAAAUUAAAAAAGCUUUCUCUGAUUCAUUUAACAUUUACGUCCUCCCCAAAGAGAGAUCUUUUAGAACGUCUUGGGCUUCGUACGAAAUUGUCAGGGCACAAUUAGAGUGUUUUGAGGAAUUAUUAAGAAGAGGUCUCUGGGAUUUUGCAAUCAAUCUCAGCGGUGCAGAUUUGCCUCUACGUGACGUAGAUGAUCUCGCAGCUGCACUUGCAGAUUACAGAGGCUACAAUUUUUUUUCUCAUGCCAUUCCAAGAAAUGCCAAACCUAAUCAUCCCUAUUAUAAAGAGGCAUUAUUUGCUUGCGACGGAUACGUAUACAGUGUUACUUCGACGGACGGACAACCGAAAUUUGACGAAUUUCAGAUUUAUUCUUCUUCACAGUGGGGCGUCUUUCAUAGAGAUUUUGUAGAAUAUGUUGUGAAUGAGAAAGUUAGAACAAUGGUAUUCAAUAAAUAUCAGUUUUUGCUUCAAACUACUAUUGUUCCCGACGAAUCUUAUUUAAUUACAGCAUUAAUGAAUUCUCCUAUGAGCUAUACCCUUAGAAAAGUCCAAGUGCAUUACUAUAAAACGUAUUCGAAAGUAGAUCGGAAAAACUUGUGUCGUCACGACAAUCAAGACUCCGAUUUCUGCGGUCAGGGACCGGCUCAUUUUGAAAUGAAUGAUAUGGAAGAACUUAUUUAUUCCAUUUCUCAUAGAGUAUUUUUUGCAAGAAAAUUUCAGUCAAUACAACAUCCUACAAGAAAUGCUAUCAUGUCUUUAAUUCAGGGAGGUUAUUACUCUUCCAUAGUCAGAUUUCUUCCAUCUUCAAUUAUCAAGAAAUUAGCUUCUUACGCAAUGACGCAGUUACAAGAAGAAAAUUAUGCCUAUAAAAAUUAUAAAUUUGUCGACAUUGCCAACUUUCAAAUAUUUCCUAGAUUAUAUCCGGAUAAUCCGUGCUGUUACAUACCAUUUCAGAAUGGAAUAAAAAAAUUUUUAGAUUAUAGUUACUGGAUUGAUUUUGAAAUAGAUUCGACGAGAGAUCAAAUGAAAAGAGUACGUGCAUUGGUUAGACCAAAGUUUAAUGGAUUUCAAUGUUUUGGCGAAGGACAUCUUCGGAUGGCAUUUGCAACAACGUGGACACGAACUGUUUCAAAUGGCGAAAAGUGGGGUUUAGACUACAGUUUACCACUACCAUAUUUUCCAGUUGAAACUAAAUAUAUUUGGUUAAUUCUUGUUUUCCACGGCAAUGCCGCAAAUACUCAAUGUGAAGCAAAAAGAAACAGCCAACCUAUAAUUUUCACAGAUCUCGAUCUCAAACAAGUAAAAGCACAACCAUUAAAUAUUAUGACUCGUAUCACUUAUGAAAAUGGUCCUUCUCUAUGUGAACAAUCCCAUAUAAUCGAAUGGAAUAAUGAAACAUUAUUAAAAGAUGAUGAUGAUAUUCCUUCCGAUCUCUUCGUUCAUUCACUGAAACUAGAAUGCGAGCAAUUACAUCCAGGAAAAUGGGAUGUUGAAAUAUUCGCAGAAAACGAACUAGACCCAUUUAUUUAUAAGAUUCCAUUGUAUUUAGUUGAUCUGAAAGAAAUGAUUGAAAAUAAUUGUGAACCAUCUUGUCCUUGGGAAAAUGAAAAAGAUUUAUGGGAGAUUUAUUCAGUUUCUACUUUGCCAUUUCCUGAUUUUUAUAAAGAAUCGUCUUGGAAGGAUAUAAUUCCAAUUAAAACUUCGAGUUGUCGCAAUUCAUAUAACAAAAAAGAAUUGUGCAUUAAAGAAUGGUUGACAUGUAAUGGAGGCACAAUUGUUGUUCUGAUGUGUUCAUUAUUCUUUUAUAAAUGGAUUUUAAAACCAAUUAUAAGUAGAACACUGCGAAAUCCACUGAGACAAACUACUUAUAAUGUUCUUAUAUUAAUAUUCAUAUUUGUAAUACAAGAAUUAUUAUUUUUUCACUGUUGUAAUUUAUAAGAAGUUAAAAUUUGUAAUAAAUUAAUCUAAUUUUGCAUUGACUUUCUAAAUUUUAAGUUCCUUAUUAGAGUAGAAGAGAAUCACUUUUUGAGAAAAACAGCCAACUGACCAUCUGAAGCAUUUUCU
Molecule: messenger RNA, 3582 nt
Organism: Centruroides sculpturatus (bark scorpion)
Lineage: Eukaryota; Metazoa; Arthropoda; Arachnida; Scorpiones; Buthidae
Exons: 29
Coding region: 478-3456 (992 amino acids)
Biological process (GO): heparan sulfate proteoglycan biosynthetic process; chondroitin sulfate proteoglycan biosynthetic process
Cellular component (GO): membrane
Molecular function (GO): protein xylosyltransferase activity
Source: RefSeq, a predicted model, not a curated record